This is a messenger RNA of Paramuricea clavata, 3615 nucleotides long. Lineage: Eukaryota; Metazoa; Cnidaria; Anthozoa; Malacalcyonacea; Plexauridae. The record is from the annotation of a GenBank genome assembly.
AUGACAACUCGAGAAGUCGAAGAAGUCUCUGCAGAUGAGGAAGAACUCACGGCGGUAAGAAAAGCCAUUAACGACAGUUCGUGGGACAUGAUGGUCUACAAACAAUACAUCCCAUGUUGUGACGAGUUCUGUGUAGUUGGUCAACUAGUGCUCAGGGGAACAAGAGUGGUUAUUCCAAAGAAGUUAAGACCCAAAGUGUUAAGUUUGGCUCACGAGAGGCAUCUUUGUAUUGUGGGGACGAAACAGAAGCUUCGAAGUAAAGUUUGGUAAAGAAUGGAAAAGGAUGCAGAGAAGUAUUGUAAAGCAUGCUAUGGGUGCCAAUUAGAUAGUCAUCCUGACGUCUAGAGCCCAUUAGAACUACUACCCUUCCUAGUGGCCCAUGGAGAGACUUAGCAGUUGACCUGUUAGGACCUUCAAUUACGGGAGAGUUUAUACUGGUUGUUAUCGAUUAUUCCAGUGGCUACUAUGAAGUUGUUAUCAUGAAAUCAACCGUUACUGCUAAGGUCAUUGAAAGUCUUGAAGAAAUAUUCUUUAGACAUGGUCUUCCCAUAAGUUUGACGUCUGAUAAUGGACCUCAAUUCAUUUCCACAGAAUUUAAAGCUUAUAUGGAUUAUCAACGAAUUCGACAUCGAAGAGUUACUGCAAAGUGGCUCAAAGUGGCGAGGUCGAACGACAGAACCGGUCAUUGUUAAAGAGAAUCCAAAUCGCACAAGCAGAGAAGAAAGAUUGGAAGAAGGAACUAAAUGUAUAUUUAGCUUCUUAUCGUAGUCUACCUCAUCCAACCUCAGGUAUGAGUCCUGCAGUAUUGUUAUUUGGUCAGAAAAUACGGAAACGUUUGCCAGAACUUCGAGAUAUACACGUUGAACUGGAAGUGCGAGAUCGAGAUCACGAGCAGAAGAAUAAAGGUAAAAUGUAUGCUGACGAAAGACGAAAUGCGCGGUACUCGGAUAUUCUUCCUGGUGAUAAAGUACAUUUCGACCAUUAACUUUUUAGGACAAUCUUAAAAGGAAAAAAAAGAGCAAAGACGUAAUUCAAAUGUUUUGCUAUAGGAAUCGAACUAUAUAUAUAUAUAUAUAUAUAAACUUUGUUUCUGAAAAAACGAGGGAUGUAGUGUAUGGGAUUUAGUACCUUUUGGUGUAUGUUAUUUAGUUUAGGUUAAAUACCAGGCUCCUACAGCUCGGAUAUAGUUGAUAACGAAGCCAAGAUGGCGAAUAUUUGUGCUUUGAAAUUAUGAUUUUAAUCUAUAACAAUCCGUGUUAUUUGUAUGUUACCGAAGCAUAUAACACCUAUCAAUUCUUAACAGUACGUCGUCUUUACACUUCUACCGAUGUCUGACUUAGAGAUCUAGAAACCUGCAGGAGUCUCAAAUUAAAACCUGUUCCGCCGCCACCGAUAUAUUGUGUUUAAAACAUUUCAAACAAACAUGUGCACAAACCUUGCUCUUAGCGUAUUGUAAUUAAAGUGUCAUGCAGUAAUCUCUAAAACAAUGGUUUUAUAUAAUUGCUUUGAUACAACCAAUAUUAAACAUAAUUUCGCUCAUUUCUCGUAUUUAAGGAAGAAAUGUAAUCUUCGAAUAAACUUAACAUUCACAACUAAACAUUUCGAUAUUCCUUGUCCAAGGUCUUCAUCUACAAGAGUGAGUAAUAUAUAAAUUAAAAAGUCGCAACAUGGCUCUUUUUUCACUUAAUUAAUGGUCUCCUUCUAUUAACCGUGAUAGGCGCUAAAUUAUAUGUCUUCUUAAGUUACAUAAAGUUAACGAAUUUUGUUCGGAAAUUGCAUUGAGUUACCUAAACAGGAGAGUAGGGCACGAAAACCACUUGUCAACUGUCUAAUACAUAUUGAUCCUUAAGUUUCAGGUAUGGACGAAAAUGAUGAUGAUAUUUUUGAAAAAUAUAUGGUUGGAAUUAUAGUAUUAGCAAUCAGUCUUCCGGUCAUUUUAUUUGUUAUUAUUGCUUAUUUCAUUUAUAAAAAUGGUCGAGUCAAAUCAUCAAGCACUAAUGCAAACGUAGAGGGGACAGAUGACGAAAAUUAUUCGGAACUUGGUACUUAUGACGAUCAUGUAGGAGAUGAUGUCAGUACUGGUGAUUAUGAACUAGUAAACGAUGAGCAGUCAACGUAUACAUCUCUCAAAAGGUCUCGGGAAGACGAAUGUGAUGAAUAUUUAUAUACUCAUCUAAAUGAAGAACAUGAUGACUACGUAAUUCCGGCGGAAACUAGAAUGUAAUGUUUUAUUAAUAUAAUGCAUAAUUAAUCGACAUAUGGUCUCGAAACAUUGAAAAUUUCGAAGUGUCUGUAAUGAACAAGGAUUCUAUGUUGAGUCGACUUCACUUGUAAAUAUUUUUACAGUCAUGCAUUGUAUGGAUGUCUUUAUUAUACUAAUUAAAAAUUUAUUGUUUUCGCUAUGCACAAGUAUGCAUAUAAAACAAAAUAUUAAGGAUGCACUAGAUAUCAUAUCUGGCCGGAUAUCCGGGCCGAAUACUGACAUAACCUUACUAUCCAGUAUCCGGCAGGAUAUUAGAAACAUCCGGCGGGAUACCAGAUGUUGUUUAUAUCUGAAGGUUCAAGCCCUCUUUUCGGGUUAAAAGAUGAGUUGAUAUGUUUGAAAAAGUAGGAUGUGUUUAACAUGAUUUGACAAUGAAAUAGUCAUAGAGAAACUGGCAGUGUUUCACAUUCGUUUGCGAGUGGCAAAAAGUGGAUUUUGAACUUUAUAAGCAAGUCUUUGGCAAUCACGCUUGUUUACUGUUGGUGAGACUAUAUCAUGUUCUUUCAUAUGAGUUCAAGUAUUAUUGUAAGUCAAAAUAUUACAAAGACGCGCAUUUUACAGCAAAUUAAAAUAUCUUAAAUGAAAACCCAAACCUUAUUUAUUAAUUAAUUUAUUUAUUAUAUGAACAAUGUUCGAUAUGCAACCGGAUAUUUUUCAAAACUAUCGGCAUAUCCGGUAACCGGCUGGAUAGCAAAAAGUUCUAUCCGGCGCACUCCUAAAAGCGAUUGAAGAAAGACUUUAGCCAAGUUUCCAUACCAUAUAUUGAUUAUGUUUUUCAAUUUUGCGUUGUAUGGUCAAAAAGUGACUGGAAAUGAGACAAAAAAUUGUUCUUCGUUGUCUGAAAAAAAGCCAGUUAUGUAAAGUGUGUGUUUGAUUUGUUAUUAUUGAUGUGCGCAUGUACGACAUAUAUAAGCGUAUGUGGUUUGCUAGCCCUUGAUAAGCAACGUUAAUACACUGAUCCUAAAACUAGCAUAUAUACUGCUAUAGACCCAUUGCACAUGACGUCACAGCGCCGGUGAUGAUGCAUCUGGAGGACAAAUUAGCAAAUCUAUGCAUAAUAUAACUUUUGUAAACAAAGCAAAUUUUGCAAAACUUUAUAAUAAUUUUGUAUUAUAAAAUGGUUAAUUUUUGCGCUGUAUGUGGUUGUUGUACCCGAACAGAUAUUGUUAGGGGGCAUCUGAGGGACACUCUAAGGAUUUGUGACGUUAGUGCAAAGGGUCUGUACAUAAGUAAAUAAAAAAUGAAGCCAAUUGUGGCCAUAUUGGCGUGAACACCACUAAUAUACUGCGCUGUCGUGUUGCCCGUAUGUUAGACUGAAGAAGUUCUGUGGCCACCAUUGUUAUGCAUUGAAG